AUGAAGAUAUUAGGAUUUGGUUUGGUCAUUCUAACAACAGUUAUCUGUGAAGUCCCUCCGCCAUUUUCUGGAUCUUUCAGACCAAGCCAACCAUUGCUAUUACCAGCCAAAGGUCACAUUCAAACUUUUUACGGACCUCCUAAACAACAAUACCCUUCUUCACCCCAAACCCAAUAUGGAGUGCCAAAUUCAAAGAACUUUGAAUACCUUGAAGAUCUACUCGGACCAAUAAUUCCUCCGAGAACAGUAGUUAGACCUCAGACCAAUUACAAGCAACCGAGCAGAAUUCCUGGAAGUCAAGAUUCUUUGAGGAUAACCAGCCAUCUCCAAACAACAUAUGGAGUCCCAAGCAAGCAACAGGUGCCAACGGUGCAGUAUGGAGCACCAGAGAUACGACAAAAUGAUAAUUACCAUUAUUAUCAACCAUCCAGACCAUUAUUCGGAAAUAAUAUAGAUCAAAAUCGAAAACCAGUGCCAAGCAGACCACAGAACUCUCAGAUGAUUUAUAGUAAUAAUAACUACCAAUCACCGAAACCUUUUGGAGACAACUUUCGGCAUAAUCAGCCACAAGUUCAAUAUAUGCCAUCAGGCAUAUCUCUGAAUAAUAACUAUCAAGCACCGAGAGGUUAUGAUCAACAAGGCCUUCAAGGUCAAUAUGGAGUGCCAGAUCAAAGAGGGAUCGAAAGUUUCGAACGUGUUCAACAACAAAGGUAUCGAGUUCAACAACAGCAUCAGCUUAUUAAUCAAAAUUCACUGACUGAACAAUAUUUGCCACUGAGGGAAGCUGUUAACUUUAGAAAUUCAGCCAAUGCCAACAGACAGUCAGGCAAUUUGGGUAACAAUGUGCCUAAAAUAGAACUUUCACAGCAGUACCGAGUUCAACAGCAGCAGCUAAAUCCAAGGCCACUUACUGAACAAUAUUUGCCCCUAAGAGAAGCUGUUGACUUUAGAAAUUCAGCUAGUGCAAACAGACAAGCAGGCAAUUUGGGUAACAAUGUGCCUACAAUAGAACUUUCACAGCAACACCUUCCAAUAAAGGAAGCCAACAGAUUCAGAAGUAUCCAACCAGAAAUUGGGCGAGACCAUACCCAGAAUUUCGGAGGUGUUCAAAAUGAUAUUGAUCUUCCAACUCAAACCAUUGCACCACACGGUGAUUCCACUGUUAGCUUUCCACCGAUCGAUCAACGGUUUAUGAAUCCCAUGAAUAUCGAUAUUCAACAGGUUGAAGUAAAAUCAGUUGGUCAGAACGAUGAUGUCAACUCUCAGAGUUACCAACCAGUAAGUGACAGAUAUUUACCUUCUACCACAACACCAAGGGUGACAACUGAAAGACCAGUUACGACUGCAUCAAGGGCGGUAACUACGGUGAGACCCACUGAAGCAACAGUUGAAGAGCCAAUGCUAACCGAAACAGACGACGAAAGUUCUGGUAAUCCGAAUGUCGCCAUAGCAACAGCAGUAGCCGGUAAUCCAGAAGGCCAGACUUUCUACCUCGUCCAGCCUGAUGGUCGUUUUCAAAGGGUUGUUUACCAGAAGACACAAGAGCAAGGGGACCAAGAUAAUGAGUACACGGCCAACUACAACUUUCAGAAUAUUCAAGCCGAUCCUGAUUUAGUGUAUACACCUCUGAUUACUUUAGGGUAACUACUUAGGUAGAAAUGAGAUAGAAAUUAUGUCAUAGAAAUUAUGUCAUACCAUCUGUGAUUUUUCAUAAUUUAUUCGAAUGAUUUUCAACGAAAAUGUAUUAUUGCAAUAGUAUUAAUUGUUUAUUACUCCAGAUUUUUUGGCAUUUUCUCUCCUUAUUUCGAUAGAAUAUAAUAAUAUAAGUUAUUUCAAUAUAUACAUGUAUAGUGAGGACAAACAGAUGUUUGCCCCAACAGAUUGUCACUGCGUUUAAAAAAUGUUCCUAUGAGAGAGCCUAAAAGAAAGAUUCAUUCGCGAGAAAAUGGAAAGAGAAACUCCCAAAACAAUCUGGAAUAAUGAAUAUAUAAUACCACCUCGAUUAAUAUAUAACCUACAGACAGUAUUCAUAUUACGAUUCAAUAGGUAAUAUAUUGUUGUUUGAAAUAACAAUAAUAACAUUAUUUUUAU
Molecule: messenger RNA, 2091 nt
Organism: Phaedon cochleariae (mustard beetle)
Lineage: Eukaryota; Metazoa; Arthropoda; Insecta; Coleoptera; Chrysomelidae
Source: the annotation of a GenBank genome assembly